This is a messenger RNA of Thlaspi arvense, 357 nucleotides long. Lineage: Eukaryota; Viridiplantae; Streptophyta; Magnoliopsida; Brassicales; Brassicaceae. The record is from the annotation of a GenBank genome assembly.
AUGAUCCAUGGACUUUUUCAAUAUAUAUGUUCCUGUCCUUUAAAUCUGAAUUUACUUUUGACUUUCUUGGUCCUUACCGGAGAGAAGCAGGUGUUGAAGCAACUUGAGCCAUGGUGUGAGCUUAAAGACAAAGUGGUUCUUGUGACAGGAGCUUCCUCUGGUAUAGGAAAAGAGAUCUGUCUUGAUUUGGGCAAAGCUGGCUGCAAGAUUAUCGCAGCAGCUCGUCGUGUCGAUCGCAUCAACUCUCUCUGCUCUGAAAUCAACAGCUUCGUUUCGACCGGAAUCCAAGCGGCGGCUCUCGAGCUAGACGUUACAUCGGACGCAGCCACCAUUCAAAAAGCGGCUAAGGAAGCUUGA